Molecule: messenger RNA, 3135 nt
Organism: Branchiostoma belcheri (Belcher's lancelet)
Lineage: Eukaryota; Metazoa; Chordata; Leptocardii; Amphioxiformes; Branchiostomatidae
Product: probable tubulin polyglutamylase TTLL1
Exons: 14
Coding region: 120-1397 (425 amino acids)
Biological process (GO): microtubule cytoskeleton organization; protein polyglutamylation
Cellular component (GO): cilium
Molecular function (GO): metal ion binding; tubulin-glutamic acid ligase activity; tubulin binding
Source: RefSeq, a predicted model, not a curated record
CAACCGAGGUCACGUGAUGUAAAUCAUCUGGCUGAAAUCCAAAAUGGCGGUCAGGGUGUCAAAUUUUUUGGAGUUCAUGUUUUGCAGACGGUUUCGGAGCUCCUAGAGACCAGAUAAGGAUGGCGGGAAAAGUAAAAUAUGCCUGUGACAUCGAGAAGUCUGUGCUGAUUAAUAAUUUCGAGAAGAGAGGCUGGAUAAGUGCUUCUGCGGAUGAGGAUUGGAACUUUUACUGGAGCAGUGUUCAGACCACCAGAAAUAUCUUCAGCAUUGAGAAUGGCUACAGGCUUCAGGAUGACCAAGUCAUCAACCACUUCCCAAACCACUAUGAGUUAACCAGGAAGGACCUGAUGGUGAAGAACCUCAAACGGUACCGUAAGGAUCUGGAGAAGGAGGGCAACCCUGUGUCGGAGAGGGACGAUGAAGGGAGAUACAAGUAUUUAGAUUUCAUCCCUGUGACGUUCCUGCUGCCUGCUGACUAUAACCUGUUUGUGGAGGAGUUCAGGAAGAACCCAAACAGCACCUGGAUCAUGAAACCUACAGGGAAAGCAAGAGGAAUAGGAAUUUUCCUGAUCAACAAGUUGUCCCAACUGAAGAAGUGGUCCAGAGACAGCAAAACUAACUCGUUUGCCGCUCCCUCGGGUAAGGACGCGUACGUCAUCUCCCGCUACAUCGACAACCCGCUUCUGAUUGGUGGGAAGAAGUUUGACCUGCGGCUCUACGUCCUGGUGACUUCUUACCGACCACUCAAGUGUUACAUGUACCGCCUGGGGUUCUGUCGGUUUUGCACCGUGAAGUAUACGUCAAGCACCAGUGAACUGGACAACAUGUUUAUCCACCUCACCAACGUGUCCAUACAGAAACAUGGGGAUGAAUACAACAAUGUCCACGGGGGAAAAUGGACCAUCAAGAACAUGAGACUAUUUCUGGAAGGGACACGAGGGAAAGAGGUGACAGACAAGUUGUUUGAUGACAUCAACUGGUUGACAGUCCACUCUCUCAAGGCCGUCUCAGGUGUGAUGGCUAAUGACAGACACUGUUUUGAGUGUUAUGGAUAUGACAUCAUCAUAGACAACAACUUGAAGCCAUGGCUGAUUGAGGUGAAUGCCUCCCCCUCCCUCACCUCCACUACUGCAGCAGACCGCAUCAUGAAGUACAACCUCAUUAACGACUCUCUCAACAUCGUCAUGCCUAACGGGGAACUGCCUGAUGUGAGGUGGAACAAAGUUCCCCCAAAGGAGGCUCUAGGAAACUUUGACCUACUGUAUGAUGAGGACCUGGCACAGGCAGACAUCCUGGAGAGGGACACCAAGAGUCGGCUGGGGGUGAGUGUGGGCAGCCGGGGCAGGGACACCAAGUCUUCCUUCACUGGGAGGCCUCCACCAACAACAUGGAAGUAGGGAUGAGACACACAACACUACAGAAUAGAGGCAGAAUGGAGGCACCAAGUCUUCUUUUCCUGGCAGACCUUCUGCCAACCACAUGGAAGUACAUGUAGACUUGACUACAAAAUGCAGGCAGAAUAGAGGCACCAAGUCUGUCACAGGGAGACCUCCACCAACUACAUUAACAAUACUACAGAAUGCAAGACCAUCUUGUCUCAUUAAAAAUAGGAAUGAGACAAGGAAUACUUAGUACUUCAAAUUGCAAGCCUGUGUCUACCACCUAGACAUAGGAUCAUAGGAUAGGCACAGGUAACACUACAAAAUACAGACAGAAUAGACUGAGAGACACAAUGUCUUCUAUCACACUUGGAGACCUCCACCAACUACAUGGAGGUAGGAAUGAGACAAGGAGCACUGCAAAAUACAGACAGGCCUCUGCCUACCACGUGGAAUAUAUGAAACUUUGAAAGGGGCAAGCAGCACUUGUCUACAAAAUACAGACAGAGGAGAGACCUAGUCUUCUAUCAUUGGCAGACCACUGACCACCACGGAAGUAGAAAAAGGACAAGGAACACUGCAAAAUAGACUUAAUACACCAAGGCUUCCAUCACAGGCAGAUCUUUAAAUACCAACUGAAAAUAGGAAUGGACAAGAAACACAGAUUGUAAAAUAUAGACAGAACUUUGCCUACUGCAUGGUAGUAGAAAAGGAACAAAGUAUAACAUGUACACUGAAAAAUACAGUCAGUAUACAAGCUACUUCAUGCCCUUCUCUACCAAGCAUUAUUGUCUAUCAUAUAGAUAAUGUUGGUGGGUCCUUUGGGACUUAAGGGAUGCUCUGUUCUCUCAGAACAUCUUUGUUUAGGCCACACCCACUCAAAGGGAGACAGGUCCUGACUUGCAUGUUCAGUGACUGGCUGUAGGGAGGAUAUGACUGAAUGUGUAUAUUACACAGUUACAUAUUAACUGUAUCAUCCAAUGCCUUGACAGGUACUGUAGUAGUACUAGUAAUAGUAGAAGACUGCAGGUUGAUUAAUUUCAUAUUUGAAAGUAUUGGCGGCCUUGAAACUGAAUUGUAGCAUUUGUUUUGAGUUGUUUAAUAUAGAUCUAUCCAUCUGUCAAUGCAUGUGUCUCACUGUCUCUCUAACAGUUACAGUAUGUAUGUAACAUCAUACAAUGUAUAUGGAUUUGCCAUUGCAUGAUGUACAAUGGCUGAUGAAAGUUGGCUUUAAAUAAUUGUGUUGAAUGUUAUGAUAUUUUACAUGUAUAUGUUUGCUUCAUAAACUAAGUGUGUAAAUUUCUGUGUUGUCGCACACCAAUGUGACUCAUGAUUGUGUACAGAGAGCAUUUUAUGUAAAACAGGGACUGGUGACUAUGUUUAAUAGUAAAUUAGAAAAUUAUUGCUCUUGUAAAAGUCUUCAACAAGGAUAUUGUGUGUACAAAUAUGAUCACUGUAUGUAUAUUAAACUUCCAAACACCUGUAUCUGUAUUUGUAUAGUUGGUAUAACUGCCCUUCGGCUUAAAACCCGUCAUAUAUUCAGAACCUUCCCUCAACCACAAAAGUCACCGGGUCUAGGAAAUCAAGGAAGAAAACAUGGGAAAUCUUAGGUCAUAGGCCCAAAUUACUAGCUGAUAUCUUACCUCAGGUUGUGGACCAAGUUCACAGUAUUUGUUCAGUGUAUGUAAUUAUGAUUCUCAGAAAUCUUUCAACAGACCGAGUUUGGUGUGUUGUGAUCGGGCAACAGACUGAUUGA